This is a messenger RNA of Aricia agestis (brown argus), 465 nucleotides long. RefSeq names its product general odorant-binding protein 19a-like. Bases 1 to 435 code for a protein of 144 amino acids. Gene Ontology annotation, molecular function: odorant binding; dibutyl phthalate binding. Gene Ontology annotation, biological process: olfactory behavior; sensory perception of smell. The transcript is spliced from 5 exons. The record is from RefSeq and is a predicted model, not a curated record. Gene Ontology annotation, cellular component: extracellular region. NCBI's taxonomy places the organism in Eukaryota, Metazoa, Arthropoda, Insecta, Lepidoptera, Lycaenidae.
AUGGAAACCUUUAGAGCUAUUCUUUUCCUUGUGAUCUUAAAUGUUUGUGAAUUCAGCUAUACUUUUGCUAUGACAAGACAGCAACUAAAGAAUUCAGGAAAACUCAUGAAGAAGACUUGUAUGCCAAAAAACGAUGUCACAGAAGAGCAAAUCGGUCAAAUAGACAAAGGGAAAUUUUUAGAAGAAAGAAAUGUUAUGUGUUACAUAGCCUGUGUCUACACAAUGACACAAGUUGUGAAGAACAAUAAAUUGAACUAUGAUGCCGUGGUGAAGCAGGUGGAUAUGAUGUUCCCGCCGGACAUGAAGGACGCAGUCAAAGCAGCAGCUGACCACUGUAAAGAUAUUGCGAAAAAAUACAAAGACCUUUGCGAAGCUUCCUACUGGACAGCCAAGUGCAUGUACGAUUUUGAUCCACAAAAUUUUGUAUUUCCGUAAAUUAUUACAAAUAUAGUUUGUGGAAUGUGA